Molecule: messenger RNA, 815 nt
Organism: Paramecium octaurelia
Lineage: Eukaryota; Ciliophora; Oligohymenophorea; Peniculida; Parameciidae
Source: the annotation of a GenBank genome assembly
AUGAACUCCUAUACCAAAGGUAGGAAAUAAAUAGCUAAGUGGAAAAGUAAGAGUCGUAAGAGGAAUCUAGAAAUAAUGGAGAUGGGCAUCAUCUAACGAUCUAAAUGGACUCCAGAAGAAGAUAAAAGGCUAAUAGCUAAUAUGUCAUUAUUUGGGCAUCGAUGGCUACUAGUGGCACAGAAGAUGGAAUAAAGAAAUGCUUCUCAAUGUUGUCAAAGGUGGAAAAGGCUGCAAUAGAGCAAGGGAAUUCACCAAAACAAGGCCAAACGAUGGACUUAAACAGAGGAUAAAGCCUUACUACAAAUUUUCAAAUAAGUAGGCCCUUGCUGGAAUACAAUAGCUAAGCAAAUCCAAAGCAAAACAGGUAAAUAAGUCAGAAGAAGGUACAAAAACUUUCUCGAUCCUAAUCUUAAUCACGGACCAAUGACAGUUUAAGAAGAUGAAAGGAUAUACUAGGAAUAUCUAAAGCAUGGAUCUCAAUGGAGUAAAAUCUCAGAAAAAAUGCCAGGAAGAUCGGUAUGACAUUAUUCUUUGAUAUUUAGGAAAACAUGAUUAAAAAUCGCUUCUACUCCAGUAUUAAGUAGAAAUAUUUAAAGUAACCUAAUUUAUACUUUAAAAUAAAACCCUUGGAUCAAAAUCAAAGCCCAAAAUGCUCUGAUGAUAUUGAUCUGUCCCUAAAUAUUUAAAUCUAACCUGAUUCGCAAGAAUAAUAAGAGAAGGAUCUAUAUAGUAAUUCUAAUGAGGUAAUAGACAAUAAUUCAUCAAGUUAUUAUUGGAGUAUUGAAACAAGAUGUUUAUUACUUAAAAACUUCUGA